Messenger RNA from Dinoponera quadriceps, 5651 nucleotides. RefSeq lists its product as uncharacterized. Lineage: Eukaryota; Metazoa; Arthropoda; Insecta; Hymenoptera; Formicidae. Gene Ontology annotation, cellular component: nucleus. The transcript has 8 exons. Bases 838 to 5139 code for a protein of 1433 amino acids. The record is from RefSeq and is a predicted model, not a curated record.
AAUAAAUAGAGAAGCGAAACCACACACUGAUUGGCUAUCUAAAUCACGUGAUUCAACGCCACAUUGUUUCCAUCCGUGAAUGAAAUGAUCGUUACAGCUUGUCAAUUAUCCGCCAGUUCCAAUAUGUGGCGCCGAAGCCAAUGUUUCACGCGUCAUUUUGCUGCUUUGGCUUCUCCCCCUGGUAUGUUCUUUUUAGCUGCUGAGUCGGUGCAAUAAGUUGGAGCGAAACUAUUUUGUCUUGGUCUAACUUGUUGCACAAGCUAAAAAGAACAGACCGUUGAUAUGCGGAGAAUGAAGAUGGCGGCUUUCGAUAUAUCGCAUCUAUCGACCGCACCUGUCGCUGCUCUAUUUAUCUAGGACAAUAAAUUCGCUCUACACUGGAAAUGGAACAGGAUUGAAGAUGGACUAGUGUCAAGACAUCGAUACAGUUCCGCCGUCGGUCAUGUUGGUAUAUACAUGAGAAUGACACAGGGUUGUCGCACAUCUCGGCCGCGUAAUCGAUAAAACAAAAUGGCCGGCGGUUUCAUCCACGAUUGGAGGAGAGUGACAAAGAGAGAGGGAGAGAAAGAGGUUCGAAGGGGAUAGGACGCGCGCGUCUCAGGGUGGGCGGCACAUUGGCAGUAGUGGUGGUGGCGUCAUUGGCAUCGGAGGAGGCGGUGUAGGAGGAGGAGGAGGUGGAGGUGGUGGUGGUGGCGGCGGCGGUGACAGGCGACGGUGAGCAUAAAGAGGAUAGGAUAAUAUCGGUGCGCGUCCUCCCGUGGAGGUGCCCUUUCGCGGGUCCGAUACACCACACCAGAUUCCCGCAGCCGAUCGGAUAGCGGCCUCUACGAUGUAGUAAUGCCGAAGAAAGGCACGCGACAUGUGAGGGAACCGGCGAACACGAGAGGUAGCGGGCAGCAGUCGCCGCAUCAACAGCACGGGGGCUGCGCCGCGCCGCUGCCCGGUACAGCGGCGGCGACGACGGCUGCUCCGGAAGUGACGACGAAGCACUUUCGCAGCAUACACAUCGGCGUGACGAAUGGCAGACGCUGGCUGUCGUUGAAGAAGCGUCUGGGCCUGACCACGGACGAAGAUGUCGCGGUUUACCUACUGGAUCUCGCGGAGUCCACCGUCAGGCAAGAGGAGAAAUGCAAUGGAGCGGAGGAUUGGAUGGCGAGCCAGGCCAGGGAUCGCGAUGAGGAAGCUCUCAAAAUUAAAACUGCAGAAGAUGAGAAGAAAACGGAGGAAGCGGAGGAAAUGUUCAUUCGCAGGAGCCUGAGGAAGCAGGAGUCUGCGAUCAAAGUGCAUCCCGCCGGUACGAUAAGCGAUGUAUCGUCGGUAGUGCUGGACGACGUGAUCAAGUUGCACGUGCGACGCACCUCCAAGUCGAAGCACCACAAGACGAAGCAUCACAAGGACAAACGCAAGAAGCGGCGGCACUUGAAGAACGGCAGCCCCGUGAACGCCGUGAACGUGCCCACCGACGCACCGGAGCAAAACGCGACAAGCGAGACGGUUGGCGGUGGGUUAGACGCUAAAUUAAAAUUAGGCGUAAAGAGACUCGAUACGAAGGUCGUUGAAGCCGCUACGAUAAAGACUGAGCACGUAGAUAGUAUAAGAUUUAUAAGCGAUGUAAAUAAUACGAGUAACGACAGCGGCAGGUGCAACGUGAAAACCGGUGUGCCCGGCGCGGAGUCCACUAAAGAUACCUUAGAAGAUAUUAGAACUGCUAAGUCACACGCGUCCGCCUUGUCUCAGGAUGACUUCGCCAAGGAAUCAAAGCGCACGGAAGCCGGCACAGAGUCGCAGGAGGAGUCGCACAACGACGAGUCGAAGGAUCGCAAGCUGAAGAGAAGGCGAAAGAAGCCGCGUGAAGGCGCCCAGAUCGACGAAAACGAUCUUUCGGAGGUCGGCGCGGACGAGGCGGAAGGCCGACUCAAACAUCGGCGAAAGAAGCACAAGCAUACGAACGAGCACAAAGCAAAGAAGCACCACGACGUGCGCAGGGCGCCCCAGGACGGUAUCGUCGUCGUGGAGGAGGCCAUUCAGGAGACGCCCGUGCCAGAGACCGAAUCGUCUUCGGCGAGCUCCGUCAAGACCGCCGAAGGUGCUACUGACGAGCCACAGAGAUUGGCCAUCAGGAUCAAGCUCUGCCAGGAGUGCAACAGCCGUCACCUGCAAGACGCCUGUCCGUUGGCUGCGCCGCAGUACACGAUCGCGGAUGCGAUCACCUACGAGGACUGGCUGUGCAGGCAUCAGAAGAACGCAGAGGUCGUGAAGGCUGUGAAGACCAGCGACCCGAUGUCGGAGGGCUACGGCAGGCUGGCGGACGACGGCUUCGAGUCGGACGACGAGCCGCUGCACGGCGAACAGUGCAAGAAGAAGGUGCAGAGAGAGGAGAAACUUCUGGCGGUCGACACGGACCGGCCUUUGUAUGCGAGGGAUUCGUUGCCGGACUGUCUUGAGCUGAGGAUCACCAAUAGCGACCACGGCCUCGGGGUAUACGUGAAGAACUCGGUGCCGAUGUACGCCAAGUUGGGCCCGCUCAUUGGCAUACCGAUCAGAGAAAUGGACAUCCCGGACGACUUCUCCAUGCGUCAUAUCUGGGAGGUAGAUAAUAACGGGAAGAGUGUGUACGUCAGCACUACGGAUCCGCUGAAGAGCAAUUGGAUUCGAUACAUCAGACCAGCUGAGACGAAAGAGAAGAGGAGCGUCGCGGUCAUUACCAAGCAGGGUCAACUGCAUCUUGUUACCACGCAGAACAUCAUAUCGGGUAUGGAGCUCACUUAUUGGGCGGACUCGCAAUCCUUCGCAUGGACGAGAAAAAACAAGAUGGACAAAACGAAUUGCGGAGGAUGUAACCUCAAUUUCUCACACCCGAUUUACUACCGGUUGCACUGUUGCAUCUUCCACGAUACCAAUUACAGUUUGACCAUAAGGAAAUAUCACUGCAAGGUUUGCGGCGCUGCGGUUCUAGGCAAGGAUAACAUCAUGAAACAUGCAGCGGAGUUGCACGCGGGCCGCGGCGCGUACCAAUGUCAAUAUUGCAAGAAGUUCUUCUUGAGGCUUAACUACUUGGAGAUGCAUAGGACCUACGGAUGCGCGCAAAACCCGCAACGAUCGCGACCAUUGUGCGACUUUUGCGGGCGCAAGUUCUGUCAACCGCAGAAACUAAAAGUGCACAUCAAGAGAAUGCACAACGAUAUGGCUGAGGUGCUCAGGGAAUUUCAAUGUAAAUCGUGCUUGAAACUGUUGGGCUCCCGUGCAGCUUUGCAGCGCCAUAUGAAAGAAGUUCAUCAUAAAGACGUCGUCGCCGCAGCGACCUGCGAUCGAUGCGGGAAGAUGUUCCAGAACAAAAGCAACUUGAAAAUACACAUGCUUACGCAUAGCGGCGUAAAACCUUUCAGAUGCAAAGAGAAUGAAUGUACGGCGGCCUUCACCACGAAACAGUGCCUGCAAUUCCACUACAAGAAAGUGCACGGCCUUACGGAGGAGAUGAUGCCCAAAAUUGAGAGAUCCGUGGCGUAUACCUUCGACGCGUACAGUGGUGGCCUCGUCGAGGACAUGCCUUGCGGAAAGACCGCUCAUUCUAACAGAAGAAAUUCACAGCAGGACAACAGCAACAGUUUACCGUCUCUGGACGACUGCAGUUCGGAAAACAGCCUGAAAGUCGAAGUGCCGAUGAACCCAGCUCACAACACGAUCAUAGAAUUCCAAAGUGGUGGUGCGAAUACGGUGAAGUACAAAUCGGAGCAAGAGCUUCAGAUUGCCGUGUCGCCGCAGGCCCUGUCCGCCGACAUCGACGCGACGAUGGAGAACGUGCAACGGACGGCGGAAGUUGAUCUGUACGGCGCGUCCGCGAAGGUGCAGAGCAAGGGCAGCAAGAAGUGGAUGGGUGAAUUCAACCCGCCAGCCUCGUCCGACUUGGUGAGCGCUCAUCUUCCGCCAUCCUCCGACGUGUACGACUUCGAAGACGACAGGAAAGACAGCGGCGAGAAGAAUGCGGCGCGCAUCGUGACGACCGCGCAGACCCUGAUCGACGGCAACAAGCUGAGCUUGAGCGUGUACCGUAGGACGGAGAGCGCGAGCCUCCUGGUCGAAGCGGCCCUGGACGCCGCGGAGAGGGACAUCGGCACGGUGUCCAGCCCGAUUUUGGAGGACAAUGAUCGCGAAACCAACCUGUACACCAUCCCGAACCUGCAGUCGCCGAUACCGCAGCGCUCGCCGAAUCACUUGGACUCGUACAUACAACAGCAGGAGGAGCUGAUGUCGCCCGCGCCGGACGACCGGCACACUCCUCCGAGCCACUUGCACGUGGACUAUCAUCUGCACCGGCCGGUCGACUACAUGAACACCUCGCGGACGCACAACAUCGAGCAGUAUCUGCAUCACGAGGAGCUGCCGCGCGUCUCGUCGCCGAACUAUAUCCACAUGCAGCAGGAGGACCUGGUGUCGCCGUCCGCCACCCCGAAUCCUCGCUAUCAGGACAUGCAUCAUCAUCAUCAGGUACCGACGGACAACCUGUCGAGCGACGAGGGUGACGCGGUGGCGCAGAAUCUCAGCCUCUCCGUGAAGGAAAAGGCAUUGCAGCUGGAUCUGUCGACCUCCUACAAAUCCUACGAUCCGCUCGAUCAAGACUUCAUCCGGGAGAGGUCGAACUUCGAGCCGUUGGUGCUCAACAGUGGCGAGCUCCAGGGUCUCGACAUGUCCGCCCGGAGUUUCCAUCAUAGCUUCGGUGUUCAGAACGCACGCUACCAUCACCAUCAUUUGUACGACAUCGGCGAGCGGCAGAGCGUGGACCUCAGCAGGACCGGCAACUAUUCCAUGUCGCCGCCCCCACCGCCGCCGCCGCCGCCACCACCGCCGCCUUACCCACACGGAGAUGUUCUGAGGGUGGUCAGUCUGGACCUUACGCCUGGCGGCAGGCACAGUGUCGACCUGAGCCUCUCCAGGACUCAUCACUUGCACGGAUCAGGCACCCGCGUCAUCACUAGUCCGCAGUCGGCUGGCUCGGCGACGACGCACGUGGUACCUGACACCGGCGACGGCCGAAUGUUGUCUCCGCCGCCUUUGACUGGAUACAAUCCUAGUUACCCUGUAAGUCCAGCUCCUUAUCAUCCUCCGAGAACAGGAUAUCACCAUUAUCCCGGUUAUUAUUGAUCGUUCUCAAUUCGUUUCACGGCGACUGGUCUCCCCGGCAACAUUUUUCGUUCCGGACGGGUCCUUUCGCGAAUCGCUCCCAGCGACUCUGCAUUGAUUGUCUCAUUGAUCCACGUGUACGCCGCUUCAUUUUACGAUACGCUCGAAUUCCAGAGGGGAACUGCCAUUUUCACGCACGACGUUUGUAAAAUAGCGCAAAAUGAUACUUUAUUCUUUCGAUCGUCUCGCAUGUCAAGUCGGGCGUACGCAGACCGGCAUAAUAUUCUUGACGUUAUCAGGUGUAGAGUUACCAGAAUCUUUCAAUUGCAUGCAACAUACCUGUCGAAUAUUAUCCCACGAAGCGACUAAGAUAUAUCAAAUAUUACGUUUUUUUUUUUUAUAGUUUUAUGGUUUAUGUUAGAGAUGCCACGUUUUCUGAAUAAUAGUCGAAGUAUCGUUGUCGUUUCAUUAAACAGUCACGAUGCACGAAUAUAUCGAAUGAUGUGAAUGGCUGCAGAAUUGCAGAAUGUGAA